GGGAAGAGGAGAGGAGAAUGGCAGCCUAAUUUGCGAUCAUGAGAAGAGGAAUCAUACCAAUUUAAAGUGGUGUGGUGGGUCUGUGUAAUGAUAUUAUAAUAUAAUAUAACUGGCCAGGCCACCGCGCGCAUCUCCACCCCCUCCUCAUUCCACCAUUAAUUCAGAUGAGAUGUUGAUCUUCUCUGCUCAUUCAUCAAUUAUAUAUUCUCCAGAGAGAGAGAGAGAGAGAGAGAGAGAGAGAAUCUCAUAAGAGAGAUGCUAUCCAUCUUCGUCUCACCUUCCAUGAUGGUGUUUCAUCGAACUUGACUAUCCCAAAUUAACCCCUCUUAUAUCUUCCCGAUUUUCUCCAUCAGAGCUACGUAAGUUUUAUUAGUUUGGUUGUGAUUUCAGAGAUAUGGGUUUGAGCAAGAGACAGGUUUCUGGCGAUUGUGGGCUCGAUUGGCGAGCUCUGGAGCUGCCGGCGAAGAGGUCGCAGCGGCCGGAGCCCUUGACAUGCCCCAGAUGCGGCUCCACCAACACCAAGUUCUGCUACUACAACAACUACAACAAGUCUCAGCCCCGCCAUUUCUGUAAGGCUUGCAAGAGGCACUGGACCGAAGGCGGUACUCUCCGCAACGUUCCCGUCGGCGGCGGCCGGAAGAACAAGCGGCUCAAACCCUUAACCACCUCCUCCUCCUCCUCCCCCUCCGCCGGCGGCGGAAAUAUUUGGAUCUACUCAACCCAAAUGUCUGAAAUCUUUUCCCAGCCUUGGAUUCGUCCAUCAGCGGCUUCGCCGUCUCAACUUCACUCCAUUGAUGGUAUGAACAGUUUCAUAAAAGCGAAAAGCUUCGCCGGCGACAGUGGUAAUUACGUUCUGGAUUCAACUCUUCCGGUGCUCGAAAGCCAGAACCUGCAUCCAUUCGCGUCGUCGUCGAGCUCGGGCUCUUUGAAAAUCAAUCCAUCUGCAAUUUCGGAGGCAUGGCAAGUUCCGGCCACAAGCAAUACUCUCAUGGACACGUUAAACUACUGGAAUUGGGACGAUAUUAACAGACUGGCUUCGGCUGAUCAGCUCAACAUACCAUGGGAUCAUCCUAAAGCCUAAAUGGGAAAAGUUUCUAAGAAUUGAGUAUUUUCUCUUCUGGGUUCUCUUCUGUUCUUCUGUCUGAGCCUAGCUAGCUAAUUGGUAUUGGAAAUUAGUUAGUAUAUAUAACCACCCAUAUACAUACAUAUAAACAUAUAUAUCUGUGUGUUUCUCUGCAUUUUGUGAUAAUGAAUUAGUUACUGAUCGCAGUGAGAUGAGAUGGUUCUCUAUUUGGGAUUCCCAUGUCCCUUAAUUUCUUAAAUCUGAUCUAUGAACACU
Messenger RNA from Diospyros lotus (date-plum), 1339 nucleotides. RefSeq names its product dof zinc finger protein DOF1.4-like. Lineage: Eukaryota; Viridiplantae; Streptophyta; Magnoliopsida; Ericales; Ebenaceae. Gene Ontology annotation, biological process: regulation of DNA-templated transcription. Bases 395 to 1081 code for a protein of 228 amino acids. Gene Ontology annotation, molecular function: DNA-binding transcription factor activity; DNA binding. The record is from RefSeq and is a predicted model, not a curated record. The transcript has a single exon.